Capronia epimyces CBS 606.96 is the source of this 1164-nucleotide messenger RNA. RefSeq names its product homoserine kinase. Bases 1 to 1164 code for a protein of 387 amino acids. Gene Ontology annotation, biological process: L-threonine metabolic process. The record is from RefSeq and is a predicted model, not a curated record. The transcript has 2 exons. Gene Ontology annotation, molecular function: ATP binding; homoserine kinase activity. NCBI's taxonomy places the organism in Eukaryota, Fungi, Ascomycota, Eurotiomycetes, Chaetothyriales, Herpotrichiellaceae.
AUGAUCUACGCCAGUUGUGGGCAUCAGCUCCUACCAGACAGUCUGCGCAACUUCGGUCUUCAGCUGCAGCUUGUAUCUCAAACUUAUGUGUCUCCAUCAUAUGCAGGCCCGGGCUUCGACGUGAUCGGGCUCGCGCUCUCAAUGUACCUUGAGCUACGCGUGAGCAUCGAUCGCACCCAACCUUCCGACCCAUCUAUCCCUCUCAACUGUACGGUGUCGUACACGGGCGUGGGCGCGGAAGAAAUCGACCUGCACCCGGGCAACAACCUAUUGACACGGACGGCAUUGUACGUUCUGCGCUGCCACGACCAGCACGACUUCCCGGCCCAGACCCACGUGCACAUCCACAAUCCGAUCCCGCUGGGUCGAGGCUUGGGCUCGUCGGGCGCCGCGGUGGUCGCCGGAGUCUUGCUAGGUAACGUGGUCGGGAAUCUGAAGCUGUCGAAACCGCGCCUGCUUGAUUUCUGCCUCAUGGUCGAGCGGCACCCGGACAACGUCGCCGCGGCCCUGUACGGCGGGUUCGUGGGUACGUACCUCAACGAGCUCGACCCCCUCGACAUGGCGCGCAAGGAAGUGCCGCUCUCAGAGGUCCUCCCUCAGCCCGCCGGCGGGAUUGAUACGGGACUCACCCCGCCAAUCCCUCCAGAGAACAUCGGCCACUACCGAAGGUUCAACUGGGCCAAGGAGAUCAAGGCUCUGGCCAUCAUCCCCAACUUCGAAGUCAGCACUGCGAAGGCCAGAGAGGUAUUACCCAAGAACUAUUCACGGCAGGAUAUGAUCUUCAACCUGCAACGCCUUGCACUCUUGACCACCGUCCUCUCCGACUCUCCACCUGAUCCGGAGCUCAUCUACAGCGCGAUGCAAGACAAAAUCCACCAACCCUACCGCAAAACACUGAUCCCCGCCUUGCCCGCCAUUUUAUCCUCAAUGUCGCCGAAGACGCACAAAGGCCUUCUGGGAAUAUGUCUCUCGGGCGCUGGUCCGACGAUAUUGGCCCUGGCCACCGAGAACUUCGACGCCAUUGCUCGUGUGAUUGUCCAGAAAUUCAACGACGAAGGCAUCAGCUGUGAGUGGAAGAUUCUAGAGCCUGCCGAGGACGGUGCAACAGUCGAGGAAGUCUCGGGUGAUGUACCGACAUAUGUACAAGGUGUUAAGCAGAGGUGA